Anguilla rostrata (American eel) is the source of this 4055-nucleotide messenger RNA. Its product is annotated as vesicular inhibitory amino acid transporter. The transcript has 2 exons. The coding region runs from base 556 to 2154 and encodes 532 amino acids. Gene Ontology annotation, cellular component: vacuolar membrane. The record is from RefSeq and is a predicted model, not a curated record. Gene Ontology annotation, biological process: amino acid transmembrane transport. Lineage: Eukaryota; Metazoa; Chordata; Actinopteri; Anguilliformes; Anguillidae. Gene Ontology annotation, molecular function: L-amino acid transmembrane transporter activity.
GCGGGGAGGCUGUGAGCACCGGGGGGCCAGAGACGUGCUUCGCGAGGCAGAGUCUUUGCAUUGGCGGGCUGACGAUGACACGUGCCUUCUCCUCGCCACCCCCCGGCUCGAGCCGCAUUGGCAUCAGUAAGGUCUGAGAGAAACCAACUGUGUGAGCGCCGCUGCUACGACCAUUACGGAAAACCGAUUUAAAAAAUAGAAAGCUUCCUGACCGCGGUUUUUUUAAACGUCAUUUUAAAAGACAUCAUUCUUUCAAAAGAAUAACAACGCUUCUGGGGUUUCUCUUGUUUACAUGACAGAAAAAAUAUAUUCGUCCAAGCAUGAUGCAAGAACCAAGAACCAACAUUUGAAGGUGACAUGAUCCAAGGGAUUAACAAAAACACCACGCAUACUGUUAACAAAAAUUGGAGAUAACAACUGAAGACGACCUUUACCGGGGCUUCGUAUGGUUUUAUUUCCGUCCUGUGACAUAAAUUCCAAAGUGUGAAGUAACAGCCAAUCUUAUUUUAAACACGCGCACAUUUUGGCUAAUACGCUUGAUUCAGAGAAGCGACGAUGGCAACGUUAAUCCGCAGCAAGAUUUCCAAUAAGCUUUCAAAUGCCGCCUCUUCUGUUUCCAAUAAGUCACAAGCUAAGGUGAGCGGCAUGUUCGCCAGAAUGGGCUUCCAGGCCGCCACUGACGAAGAGGCACUCGGGUUCGUUGCCUGUGAUGAUUUGGAUUACGACCAUAGACAAGGGCUGCAGAUGGACAUCCUUAAGACCGAUGAGGUCGGUGGCGUCGGUGGCGAGGGCGAGGGACAAAUUGUCGGAGAUGGCACGGCUGAAGGGGACAGCCACUACCAGAGAGAUGGCACGGGUCCCCCGCCCUCCUCUUCCAAAGACGGCGGGGUGUGCGACGAGUUAGCCCAGGACAAGCCCAAAAUCACUGCAUGGGAAGCAGGCUGGAACGUCACCAAUGCCAUUCAGGGUAUGUUCGUACUUGGGCUACCAUAUGCCAUUCUUCACGGAGGAUACCUUGGACUGUUUCUCAUCAUAUUCGCAGCUGUGGUGUGUUGUUACACGGGGAAAAUUCUCAUCGCGUGCCUGUACGAAGAGAACGAAGACGGAGAGCUGGUGCGCGUGAGAGACUCCUACGUGGACAUCGCCAACGCCUGCUGCGCCCCGAGAUUCCCGUCGCUGGGGGGCCACGUGGUGAAUGUGGCCCAGAUAAUCGAGCUGGUGAUGACCUGCAUCCUCUAUGUGGUAGUUAGCGGAAACCUGAUGUACAACAGCUUCCCCAACACGCCUGUUUCGCAGAAGUCCUGGGCCAUCAUCGCCACCGUCGCCCUGCUGCCCUGCGCCUUCCUCAAGAACCUGAAGGCCGUGUCCAAGUUCAGCCUGCUCUGCACGCUCGCCCACUUUGUCAUCAAUGUCCUGGUGAUCGCCUACUGCCUGUCCCGCGCGCGCGACUGGGCCUGGGACAAGGUCAAGUUCUACAUCGACGUCAAGAAGUUCCCCAUCUCCAUCGGCAUCAUCGUGUUCAGCUACACGUCGCAGAUCUUCCUGCCCUCGCUGGAGGGGAACAUGCAGAAGCCCAGCGAGUUCCACUGCAUGAUGAACUGGACCCACAUCGCCGCCUGCAUCCUCAAGGGCCUCUUCGCGCUGGUGGCCUACCUGACCUGGGCCGACGCCACCAAGGAGGUGAUCACGGACAACCUGCCGUCCACCAUCCGGGCCGUGGUCAACCUGUUCCUGGUGUCCAAGGCGCUGCUCUCGUACCCGCUGCCCUUCUUCGCCGCGGUGGAGGUCCUGGAGAAAUCUUUCUUCCAGGAUGGAGGGCGGGCUUUUUUCCCGGACUGCUACGGCGGUGACGGACGCCUGAAGUCGUGGGGUCUCUCCCUCCGAUGUGGCCUGGUAGUGUUUACUCUGCUCAUGGCCAUCUAUGUGCCGCACUUUGCCCUCCUGAUGGGGCUCACUGGCAGUCUGACGGGUGCUGGGCUGUGCUUUCUGCUUCCUAGUCUCUUUCAUUUGAAGCUUUUGUGGAGAAAGCUUUUGUGGCAUCAGGUGUUCUUCGACGUCGCCAUAUUUGUAAUAGGAGGUAUAUGCAGCAUUUCCGGAUUCAUUCACUCAAUGGAGGGCCUCAUAGAAGCAUAUAAAUAUAAUCUGCACGAUUAAGGACUGAUAGAAAAAGUCGUUACUACGCAUUUACCACUCCCACUGAAUUCACUUCCUAAUGCGCGUUGUGCCGCUUUUACAAUGGUUCGCGCGCAAUCGCAUCCGGGAGCGCACAGACAGACACUGGACACACAAGUACGCCUACGGACACAAAAACGCUCACACACACACACACACACUAAGAACUACAACUGAAAAUACAUCGAUAACCAAAUAUGGAGAGUGUGAAUACUGAGACAUAACUAGGCUAUAAGUGAACAAAACAUUUUAACAUUUUUAUGUGGAGUGAAGGUUUACAAGAUGUCAAAGCAACGUGAGCUACAACGUAAAACACGCGUAUCGACUAGCACCAUACGUUCACGGUUUCCGGUUUGACCCAUCCUAGCCCAUACAUCUCACUUUAUGGAGUCAGAGGGAAACCUCCGUAACACGUGACUACUGGGAAAAUAUGGAACUGUUUUAAAACGAGAGGCUCAGACAAAGUUUUAAUUUUAUUUUUUCUAAUUCAGGCCUUGAUGUUUUAGGAACAGGUUACACUUCAGCGGAUAAAACAACAGCGAAAUGCGUUUACACGGCUUAUUUUAUUUAUUUACAUAUUUAUUUGUUUAUUUAUUUACUUACUUAGUUAUUUUCUGUCCAAAAACCAUAAACAUGGCAAUAAAAUCCGACCAGUACAUUUCCGUUUGCAAAUAGCGAGACAAAUGUAUAUUUUAAUAUUAGGCCUUGGGUACAUAUUUUAGAUGGCCGCAUUAUUUUUAAAUAUCAAGGAAGCUGAAAAGAAACGCUGGCUACCUAUUUUCUUAAAAUGCAGCUUCAAUUUCUAGCUUUGCAGUAGCCCACAUCGAAACAAACGUGGGCAUAUAAAAAUUAGGAAUCUUACAAAAAAAGGAUUUUCAAAACCAAUUAAUAAGGCUUGCAAUAUUUAUUCCUACUAUACCGACCGAGCACACCAUGACGUCUCAAAUGUUUGAAAAUUAAUUGUUUAAGAUAAGCUAUGCAUUUAAUAUGUUAUAUAAAAAUAUUUAAAGCAGUAAUCUUAAAAUAAUAAUAAUAAUAAUAAUAAUAAUAAUAAUAAUAAUAAUAAAAGGUAUAAGCAAGAAAGCGGAACACUGAAAGUUGAAUUUAUAGUUCAUUUGGCAAUGCUGUGUUUCACAUGUGCCCGAAAGUUCUGAGUACAGUUUAAGGAAUUUCUGCAAGCUAAACUUGGAAUUUAGUUUGAAAAAUACGCUAAAAUAUAAAUUACGAACAAACAAACAAAUGAUCCACAUCUAAAUCUUAAUAUUAUGCCUAUAACUGUUUUGGAAAUAUUAUGCCUCUUCAUAUCUUUUUUGAAAGCGAACACACAUAGGUUCACUGAAAUGAAAUAAUUGCGUGUAAUGCCAUUUAUUAUCGGAUAGAACUGGCAUAAGGAAAUACUUCCUUGAUAAAAUCUUCCGGUGCAGUGCAAUGAAAUUCCCUUCCCAUACACUCGCGGAAAAUCCAUUACGAAUACAACACCACUCAAUUAUCUUUUUCCCGCAGUUCCAUAUCCACGACCGUUUUAUUCUGCAGUGGGUUUAACUUUAGCAUCUGAAGGGUUUUGAAAUUCAAAUGUUUGGACCACAAAUUCUGAAGAAUCCGAAGAGGAGAAAACGUGUGAAAAAACAUUUAUCAUUCUGUGCAAUCCAACAGGUCCUGUGGAAAUGUUAUAAAACCGUAUGUGUAGUGUUAUUGUGGUUUCAAAAUGAUGGAAUGUAUAUCACAAAAAAUUAUCAUAUAUCGUAAAAAUGAAUAUAUUGAAGAAUAAAUAAAUACGUGAAAUUGACAUUGUAUGAAUUGUGUUUGGAUUUGUGUGGUGAACAUCAAAACCGUAAGAAAACUGUACUUCUAUAAAUAGAAUAAAAUCUGAACAUUUAUAAUGA